AUGGCGACCUCGUACAACACAACGGCUCAUGGCGAGCUUCCCUUUACGCUUGACGAUAAGAACCUCCUGCAGUUCAGUUCCUACGUCCAUGGCGAGUUCGUUGCCGCAAAGAAAGGCAAGACCUUUGAUGUCCUCGAUCCCGGCAACGGCAACGCCUGGGCCUCGUGCCCCGACAACGAAGAAGACGACGUUGAGCCCGCAGUCCAAUCCAGCUAUGCGGCGUUCCAGUCCUACUCAAAGUACACGCCGCGACAGCGAGCGCAACUCCUGCUCGCCUGGCACCAGCUCAUCGUCGCGGCGCGCGAGGAUCUGGCGCGCAUCGUCGUGCACGAGACGGGCAAGCCCAUGGCCGAAGCCCUCGGCGAGAUUGACUACGCGACGACCUUUUCCUGGUGGUUCGUCGGCGAGGCCGACCGCGCCCACGGCUCGGCCCUGACGUCCGCCAUCCCCGGCCGGCGCGCUGUCGUUGCCGCCGCCGCCCUCGCCGCCGGCUGCACCAUGGUCGUCAAGACGUCGCCCGAGACGCCCCUGUCGGCCGUCAGCCUGGCCUACCUCGCCACGAGGGCCGGCUUCCCGCCGGGCGCCCUCAACGUGCUGACGACGAGCCUCGAGAACACGCCGGCCGUGGCCGAGGCGCUGUGCCUGCACCCGCACGUUAAAAAGGUCAGCUUCACGGGGAGCACCCACGUCGGCAAGCUGAUCGCGGGGCUGUGCGCGCGGAACCUGAAGAAGACGACGCUGGAGCUCGGCGGAAACUGCCCGUUCGUCGUCUUUGACGAUGCGCAUGUCGAGCAGGCACUGGGCCAGCUGAUGGCGUUGAAGUGGCGGCACGCCGGCCAGGCCUGCGUCACAUCCAACCGCGUCUACGUGCAAAGCGGCAUAUACGAUGUCUUUGUGGCCAAGCUCGUCGAGCAGACCAAGGCUCUCAAGGUCGGCCACGGUAUGGGCGAUGGUGUCACCAUGGGCGCGCUCACGACACCCCGCAGUCUCGACAAGGCCGAGGAGCUGUAUCGGGACGCCGUUGCCAAGGGAGCCAGGACUGUCUUGGGGACGGGACAGCGGAUGGACGGCAGCGGCUACUUCAUGGCACCGACGGUCCUCACCGACAUGACUGACGACAUGGCCAUGAGCCAUGAGGAAAUUUUUGCACCAAUCUUGGGCGUGUACCGAUUCGAGAGCGAGGACGAGGUGACACAGAGGGCCAAUCACACACCCCUCGGUCUGGCUAGCUAUGUCUUCUCGAAGAAUGUCGACAGGCUGUGGAGGAUGUUCGAAAAUCUGGAGGCGGGCAUGGUCGGAUUGGUGAGUCCCUUAUGCUAUGUUUGA
Verticillium alfalfae VaMs.102 is the source of this 1326-nucleotide messenger RNA. Its product is annotated as succinate-semialdehyde dehydrogenase. The record is from RefSeq and is a predicted model, not a curated record. NCBI's taxonomy places the organism in Eukaryota, Fungi, Ascomycota, Sordariomycetes, Glomerellales, Plectosphaerellaceae. The transcript has 2 exons. Gene Ontology annotation, molecular function: succinate-semialdehyde dehydrogenase (NAD+) activity. Bases 1 to 1326 code for a protein of 441 amino acids.